AUGGUAAAGGAGAGCGGGCAGCACAUGGCUGAGUUUGUGGACAGUCUGGGAUACUAUGGCCUCGGUCUCCAAGUGGGGGACUUUGGUUUGGACAUCUACCUGACACAGCUGGUAUUUGGAGCAGUGGAGGUGCCUGCCCGUCUUUCUAGCAUCCUGAUGAUGGAGAGGCUGGGUCGAAAGUGGAGCAUGUUGGGAGCUCUGACUCUGGGUGGCCUCAUGUGCAUCAUCAUCAUCUUCAUCCCGGCAGAUCUUCCCGUGGUGGUCACAGUGCUGGCCGUGGUGGGGAAGUUUGCCACGUCUGCUGCCUUCACUAUGUCCUACGUGUACACUGCUGAGCUCUUCCCCACUGUCAUCAGGCAAACGGGCAUGGGGCUGGUGAGCAUCUUCUCCAGAAUCGGCGGCAUCAUCACACCGCUUGUGAUGCUGCUGGAGCAGUACCAUGCGGCGGUCCCCAUGAUCAUCUUCGGCAGCUUUCCCAUCGGAGCAGGCCUACUGUGUGCUCUGCUGCCAGAGACACGGGGCCAGUCCCUGAAGGACACCAUCCAGGACCUGGAGCAGGGGCCUCACUCACGGUCCUCAAAGGCACUGCCCCCAGAAAAAGAAAUUGUGGCCACAGGAAGGGCUUCCAACCCAAGGAUCGUCAUUAUCAACAGCUCGUACUUCUGA
Messenger RNA from Nannospalax galili (Upper Galilee mountains blind mole rat), 666 nucleotides. RefSeq names its product solute carrier family 22 member 13 (gene Slc22a13). The transcript has 5 exons. Gene Ontology annotation, cellular component: membrane. Gene Ontology annotation, molecular function: transmembrane transporter activity. Gene Ontology annotation, biological process: transmembrane transport. The coding region runs from base 1 to 666 and encodes 221 amino acids. The record is from RefSeq and is a predicted model, not a curated record. NCBI's taxonomy places the organism in Eukaryota, Metazoa, Chordata, Mammalia, Rodentia, Spalacidae.